CGAAGCUUUGUCUGCCCCCACCAGGACGAUGUCUGGACGCCACAUGAGCCGUUCCAAUGCUUACAGCCGCUUGAAAUAUCCCAACAACGUGUCCUUUCUCACCCAGACUCCAGGCUGGUCCCACAGCCCCAACGUGACGGGGGAUAACAACCUCAAGUGCUCUCGUACCCCGAGUGGCUCAGAGGUGAGCAGCAGCCCUUCAGAGCAGUCCAAGAGCCCCGGAUCCCCCAGACUCCCAGUGAGGAGAAUCUGCAUGGGCCGGCCCUACAACUCCAAGUGCAUAGAGACAAGCCACUUGGCAAGCUGCCCCAAGAUGGCCAGAAAGCCUGCUUGUCUUGGCAGCUCCCACUGCCUGCUCUGUACAGAUCGCCCCUCUGGUCCCUCGAGCCCCACCUUCCUGGACCAACUCAUCAGAGGCAUCAACUACCUCGACAGAUCCACCAAUGCCUUCUACAGCACCUGCCCCAAGUCAUCGCUGACCCUGCCGAGGCUCGCCGCCAGUUACCUGGAACGCGCCGCCAACUCCAUCCACCUGGACGACCCGGACCCUUCCUUCCCUGGCAAUCACUCCAACCCCAGCACCAGAGUGGCCACCUCUGAUGACUCCGGCACCUGCACCUGCGUGGUGCCAUCCACCAGGGGGGUCAAUGCUUUGCAGUGUGUGGGUGACUCCGCCAACACCAGCUGCCCACGCAGGCUUCACAGCCAGAGCCUUGCUCCUAUGCUGCCACUAAGGCCAGGGAUCAAGUUGCCGGAGCUCCCUCUGUUUGGAAAUGGGAUCUUUUCCUUUGGGCGUCUGCCCAAGUUCUGGGAAGCAAUCCGCUCAAGCUGGAAAGCCCCCGAACCCAUCUCCAAACCCUGUAGCUGGUGGUAAAGUCGACACCAAUGGAGAAGUGGGCUGCA
This is a messenger RNA of Phacochoerus africanus (Common warthog), 903 nucleotides long. RefSeq lists its product as uncharacterized. The transcript has a single exon. NCBI's taxonomy places the organism in Eukaryota, Metazoa, Chordata, Mammalia, Artiodactyla, Suidae. The record is from RefSeq and is a predicted model, not a curated record. The coding region runs from base 29 to 874 and encodes 281 amino acids.